CCGACGUAUAUCUUUGGAAACAAAUCUAUAGUAGCUCUCUAUGCAUACUUUUCUCUCUUUUACUUUGGUCCUGCUUCCAGAUUGUUCUUGAGAUUGAGUUUAUUGUUUGGAAUUCGUACUAGUAUAUGCGCAGUUAGAUGAUUAAGAAUUUCGUGAGAUGAUUUCAAAGUUAAGAAGGAAUGGAAGAUUGGGCUAAUAUGGAUCUCUUGAAAUAUUCCAAGGACACGGUGGAGAAGCUUUGAGAGAAGCUCAAAUCAAAUCAGAGAACAAAGAUGUGUUUCAGUUUGUUUUUGUAUAUGAAGCAACGGUACGUAUAUCCCGUACUGACAGAAACUCAAUUUAUUAAGAAGAAGAAGAAGAUGAUGAUUAUGCAUCGUUAUGAUUUACGACGAGAAGAUUUGUUUGUGUUUCCGGGUUCAAAGUGAUCAUUUUGAUGAGUUUUUCGCCCCUGAGUUGGACAAACAUGGUUAUCAAGCUCUCUACAAGAAGAAGACAACAGAGGUUUACACCGGGACUUAUGCUAUCGAUGGUUGUGCAACAUUUUUCCGAAGGGACAGAUUUUCCCAUGUGAAGAAAUACGAGGUCGAAUUCAACAAGGCUGCUCAGUCACUGACAGAUGUUGUGGUCCCAAUCACUCAGAAGAAAGCUGCUUUGUCUCGACUUCUUAAGGAUAAUGUUGCGCUAAUAGCGGUUCUGGAAGCAAAAUUUAGCAACCACGGAGCCGAUAAUCCUGGAAAGCGACAGCUUCUUUGUGUGUUCAACAGAUACAUACUCGAAUUCGUAAGCAGCAGAUAUAUACUCGAAUUUGUAAGCAGUUUAGCAGAUACAUGUUCUAUUUGUAAGCAGCGCGACAGAUAUGUACUCAGAUUUGUAAGUAGUGUAGCAGAUAUGUACUCGAAUUUAUAAGAAGUGUAGCAGAUAUGUACUCGAAUUUAUAAUCAGUGUAAUAGAUAUGUACUCAAUAUAAUGAAUGUGUAAACACACACGUUUGGU
Papaver somniferum (opium poppy) is the source of this 993-nucleotide messenger RNA. RefSeq names its product carbon catabolite repressor protein 4 homolog 1-like. Lineage: Eukaryota; Viridiplantae; Streptophyta; Magnoliopsida; Ranunculales; Papaveraceae. Bases 379 to 906 code for a protein of 175 amino acids. Gene Ontology annotation, cellular component: cytoplasm; CCR4-NOT complex; nucleus. The transcript is spliced from 8 exons. Gene Ontology annotation, molecular function: poly(A)-specific ribonuclease activity. Gene Ontology annotation, biological process: nuclear-transcribed mRNA poly(A) tail shortening. The record is from RefSeq and is a predicted model, not a curated record.